Messenger RNA from Synchiropus splendidus (mandarinfish), 3552 nucleotides. It is a transcript of the gene luc7l, whose product is annotated as LUC7-like (S. cerevisiae). Gene Ontology annotation, biological process: mRNA splice site recognition. Gene Ontology annotation, cellular component: U1 snRNP; U2-type prespliceosome. Bases 1873 to 2910 code for a protein of 345 amino acids. Gene Ontology annotation, molecular function: mRNA binding. NCBI's taxonomy places the organism in Eukaryota, Metazoa, Chordata, Actinopteri, Syngnathiformes, Callionymidae. The transcript is spliced from 11 exons. The record is from RefSeq and is a predicted model, not a curated record.
ACAGAAGAGCGCUCAAGACGAUGAUCAGUUGAAUCUAGAACACAUUCAUACGAUUGAACACCGACUGAACGUGUUUAUUUUCUUGAAAGAGUUGUCUGUUUAAAACUAGCAACAAUGUCUGCCCAGGCUCAAAUGAGAGCUCUGCUGGACCAACUGAUGGGAACAGCGAGGGAUGGUGAGUAGCCGUUAACAGGCUAGCUGAGCUAUGUGGCUAGCCAAGAUGGAGCCGCUGCUAUAGCUGGCUGUUGUGAUGUACGGGCCUGCGUGAAUGGGUGAACGACACAGGCUGCAAUUGGAACUGUAGAAGAAAGUGACUUAUGAAGAUCGAACUUGUAUUUGGAUGUUUGUGUCCACAAUGGCCUAUUUUGAUUUCAGCGGGCGAUCGUUUUCAAAUUUCUAUGUUAACAUUUCGCUCACCGAAGCGCCACACUGGCCAUCGCACCAGUCGAGCAAUUGUAUUUAGGUUCGCGGCAUAUCUCAAGCAAUGAUGUGUCUUUACUUACAACGUACGUUUACACAAGCUCCGCCAAAAUGUUCUGCACAUAUCAACCACGUGCACGUGUAACUAACGGUACUCCCGUUUUGAGAAUACCGAACGGUGGCUGUAGCGCGGUUUUAUGCUUACUUACAAAUCCACGUUUCUGACACUGGUGUGCAUAUAUUCCAAGUCAAUUGAAAAGCGAAAAGAGACCGACAUGUCGGAUUCAUUUUAACUUUACGGGGCCCUGCCCCGCUCAUUUCGUUUGGUAGUAAAAUAAUAGUGAAAUGUUCUUGUACCCUAGUAGAGGAGUUCUGUAAUUUUUUUUAUUUAAAAAAUGCUCUAUGAAUGCCAAAUUUAAAUGAAAGUUUUCAUUUCUCAGUUGUUUCUCAGCCUAUUCAUUGUGCUGAACACUGAACUGAGUUGAAUUCAUGUUCUCAUCAACAAUAUAUUUACUUAAGUCUAGCAAACAACAUCUACCUCUUGGAUCGUGCAAUCUAUUUUGUUCCUGUUGUUGGAUAAGAAAGCUUUAGAAUGUACCUGGGGUCACUGAUGUGCAUAAAGUGAUUAUUGUUUUUUUCUUUUUUUUAAAAAAUCCUUAGUCUUAGCCGUCCUUGGUGAGCAAAAUUUUGAUUUGUUGCUUGUAUAGACUUCACUGUAGAUGAACUGAUGCACUCCUUGAGGAUUAAAACACAUCUAAAACUUCAGUGACUGAAUGAGAGUUUUAGUUGUGUCUAUUAUUAUUGUUGAUAGUGUUAUAAACACAUUUCAAUGGUGAUGCUGAACCAAUGUCCCGUGCAAUUCUCUUGCACUCUCUGAAAAAUAGGCUGCGAGUGGCAUGGCUGGUCAGAGUCCAUGCUGCUACAAUUCUGUCAGAAGAAGAAGUUGUCAGAAGAGCAUAUGAACGACAGAUGUUCUAUCCAUACUGUCAAGUCCUAUGAAGUGGCCUCUUGGAUUUUAUCAGAUGUUAAGUUGAAUUAAUCCUGCUGAUAACUGAUAUCACCAAUAAUUUCAUGAUUUGUCAUUUGGAUACAAACAUGCCAAGAUACAGUCAGGAUUUGCAGCAUGUUGCUGCCCCUGCCAUCUUCAUAUGUUUCUCAAAGUUAAAAGAAAAAAAAUGAAAAUGUAUGCUUGUAAAUCUAAACGUGGCCAAAUGUCAGUUGUGUGAGUGUGCGCGUGUGUGUCUUUAUCAAAUUCUUCCCAUGCAUACAAACUGAACAAUUGUGGCCCCUUUAUUUUAUUCAUUAAGGUUCAGUGUAUCUUUGCCAGCCUGCAACAAUCUGCAAGGGAUUUGCAGAAAAGCCUCAUGUUCAUCGAGCCGUAUGGGCAAGAAAACUGUUCCCAUUUAUACUUUUCUACAACGGGUUUAAUAUUCUGCAGCUGUGGGCUUGAAGAUGCAGAAGGGGGACGAGACACGGCAGAGGGUCAAAUACUCGGAUGAUCGAGUCUGCAAAAGUCAUCUACUUAACUGCUGUCCACACGACAUCUUGUCUGGAACUCGUAUGGACUUGGGGGAAUGCACUAAGACCCACGAUCUGGCGCUUCGAGCGGAUUACGAAAUCGCCUCAAAAGAGAGGGACCUCUUCUUUGAGCUUGAUGCGGUGGAUCAUCUUGAAUCUUUCAUAGCAGACUGUGACCGGAGAACUGAACUAGCAAAGAAACGUCUGGCUGAAACUCAAGAGGAGAUAAGUGCUGAAGUUUCAGCAAAGGCUGAAAAGGUGCACGAAUUGAAUGAGGAAAUCGGAAAGCUGUUAGCUAAGGCUGAGCAACUUGGAGCUGAGGGUAAUGUAGAUGAAGCUCAGAAGGUGCUGCAGGAGGUGGAGAAGGUCCGAACCAGGAAGAAGGAUGCUGAGGAAGAGUACAGAAACUCCAUGCCUGCCUCAAGUUUCCAGCAGCAGAAGCUGCGUGUGUGUGAGGUGUGCUCAGCUUAUCUUGGUCUCCAUGACAACGAUCGACGUUUGGCUGACCAUUUUGGAGGGAAACUUCAUUUAGGUUUCAUUCAAAUCAGAGAGAAGUUGGACCAACUGAAGAAAACUGUGGUCGACAAGCAAGAGAAGAGGAAUCAGGAGCGUUUAAAGAGAAGAGAAGAAAGAGAAAAAGAGGAACGAAUGAAGAAAAGGACAAGAUCAAGGAGCAGAGAGCACAGACGUUCUCGUUCUCGUGACCGAAGAAGGCGGCGCUCCCGAUCCUCAUCCCGUGAUAGACGACGUUCCCGCUCUCGGUCCCGGGACAGGAGGAGGAGACACCGCAGUCGAUCUGGAUCCCGCAGCAGGAGCCACCGUCACAGCCAUGAGAGCUCCAGACACAAGUCCUCGAGAGAUCGCGAUCAUCCAUCCAGAGACAAGUCUCGCGAGAGGGAUCGCGACCGGAGAGAUGGUGUGAACGGACGGUCUGACUCCCGGCGAGACGACAGAGACAUGGGGGACCACUGAACGUCAAACUCCUGCUAACCGCGUCUGUCUCACGUGUUGGGUUUUUUUUUAUAAAGCAUUCAACCUUUCUUCUCUUCUGGGAUUUUAUUUUGUUUUUCAUAGUUUUGGGUGGGUGGGGGUUCUUGAUGAGGCUUGUUGGGCCUCGCAUCAGCAACACCUGUCAUUCAAUAGGCCCAUCCCCUGUCUUUAUUGGUGUGUGGUAAUAAAAAUAUUCAAAAUUGAAAGAAGUGUAAAACCUCCCAACUUGAGUUUAAAUGUAUACAAUUCAUCCAUUAGUAACAUGAGCUGGUGUUUUUGUUUGUUGAACUUUUUGAUACUGAAUGUGUCUAAAUGGAUUUGGACCAGUUGAUUGUCCUAUUUUAUUUUUUUUUUAAUAUUAACCACCUCCUCUCCCCUGACUUCUGACUGUCGUUUUGUGUUCUGGUUCACACAACACUUGGCUUCAUCAUGACUGAUGCGUUCUGAUUGGUGAUGUUUUUAAUGUCUGCAUUGUUUUUUUUUUCCUUCAUUUUCAAGCUACUCAUAUUAAUUUUAAAGGAAAUAUUUUGUUAGUGGCAGCAUGUGCAGCAAACAGUUGAACUCCCAUCUAAUCUGAACAAACUGUAUGGAAAUGGAUUUUAAUUAAAUGUAGAAUUGAACAGC